Ipomoea triloba (trilobed morning glory) is the source of this 7708-nucleotide messenger RNA. RefSeq names its product disease resistance protein RGA2-like. The coding region runs from base 56 to 4846 and encodes 1596 amino acids. The transcript has 19 exons. The record is from RefSeq and is a predicted model, not a curated record. Gene Ontology annotation, molecular function: protein binding; ADP binding. NCBI's taxonomy places the organism in Eukaryota, Viridiplantae, Streptophyta, Magnoliopsida, Solanales, Convolvulaceae.
CCUCUAAAAGUCAUUAUUCAGUCUCCACUGCUAGAGAGUAGAGAGUGAAGUAACCAUGGGCGACGCUAUCGUCUCCGGUGUUGUGACCAGUGUUGUGGAACAGGUGAUCACCAUCAUCAAGGACCAAGUAGUCCAGGAGUUAAGAGCAGCGUUGGGUGUGGAGAAGGAGAUCAAAAACCUCUCAUCAAAGCUCAACAAAAUCAGGGCGGUGUUGAAUGAUGCAGAGAGGAGAAGCUUCAAGGAAGAGAGCGUGAAGCUGUGGGUGGAAGAGAUCAAAAACCUCUGCUACGAUGUGGAAGAUGUUGUGGACGAGUGGAGCACCAAAACUCGCAGACAACAGAUGGAGAGGUCGUCCCAGGUUGCAGGAAACUGUAGCUUUUUCCUGCCUUCUUGUUUCCAUUUCAAAAGGAUUGUGAUGCAUCGAGACAUCGCCAAGAAAAUAAAGGAACUUGAUUCCAGACUUGAUCGGAUUACGAGAGAGAAAGAUCAGUUCAAUUUUCUUGCUGUAGCAAACACAUCUGCAUCACUACACCCUGAUCACAAAUCGAAACCAGUCAGCACUCCGUUUGAUGUGGAUGCAACAGAGAUUCAAGGUCGGGAAUCCGAUGCCAGUGGUUUAAUAAGCAAGUUGCUGGAGAAUAAUAAUAAUAAUAAUGGUUCCCCUGUCGUCAUUUCCAUAGUGGGCGCCGGAGGGAUAGGGAAAACUACCCUUGCUCAACUAGUCUAUGGCCAUCAACAGAUAAAGACUCAUUUUGAUGAAAGGGUGUGGGUUUGUGUUUCACACCCUUUUGACCAGAUCAAGAUUGCAAAAGCCAUUGUUGAGUCAACCACUAAAAGCUCCACAGAUCUAUCUCAAUUGCCAAUGUUACUGGAAAAAAUCCAAAGCACUUUGUCUCAGGAAAGGUUCCUACUUGUGUUGGAUGAUGUGUGGACAGAGGAGGAUGCAAUGUGGGCGCCAUUUAAGAACUGCCUCAAGGUUGGACUCCCCGGCAGUAGAAUCUUGGUGACCUCAAGGAGUGAGAGGGUUGCAAGAAUGAUGGCAAGUGUGUAUCUGCAUCAGGUGGACCUCAUCUCCGACUCUGAUGCUUGGUUGUUGCUUAGCAAGAUUGCAUUUUCCGAGGGAAGGGAUGACGCUUAUUCUAAGAAACUGGAGGAAAUUGGUAAGCAAAUUGCUCAAAAGUGUAAAGGACUGCCACUUGCUGUUAAGGUUAUGGGAAGCCUGUUACGUAACAAAGAUACUGAGGAGGAAUGGCAAACGGUUUUAUCUCAGCUGGAUACUAAAUUUUCGAAUGUGGAGGGAGUGGAAACAGAUCUCUUUCCUCAUUUGCGUCUAAGCUACGAUGAUUUAACCCCUCAGAUGAAGAGAUGUUUCUCAUAUUGUGCUGUCUUUCCCAAGGAUUAUAGAAUAGAUGUAGAUGAGCUAAUCAGAAUUUGGAUGGCACAAGGUUAUCUCACAACAACAAAUGGUAGUGAUCAUAAUAAUCAGAUGGAACAGAAAGGCCGGGAGAUUUUUAACAAUUUAGCAAUGCGUUCUUUGUUCCAAGAUUUUAUGAAACAUCGCUGGGUUUCCAACAUCAUUAUAUCUUGCAAAAUACAUGACAUAGUGCAUGAUUUUGCCGAGUUUCUUGCAAAAAAUGAAUGCUACAGUGUUGUUUGGCAGGAGGAUAAGGUGAAGAUUGAAAAUCUACGUCAUCUAUCAUUGCAGAAAACUAGAAGGCCUAUGGAUCUUGCUUCCAAUUAUGGUGUCCUUGGAAAACUUCGCACUUUUAUUGCUAAAGACCUUUCUCCCGAACAACUUACUGCAAAUAUGUUCAAUGGUCUAAAAUCUGUAAGAGUAUUGGGAUUGCAUAACUGUAUGUUGUCAAAACUCCCAAAGGAGAUAGGAAAUUUGUUUCAUCUAAGGUACAUUGAUUUACGUUGGAGCAACGUUAAGGAGUUACCUGAUUCAAUUUGCUCUUUGGAUAACUUGCAAACUCUAAAUCUUCAAGGAUGUAUCUGUCUUUCUAGACUUCCCGAAGGGAUUGGAAAUUUGCAUCACCUAAGCGUGAUUGAUUUAAGUAGGACCAACGUUGAGGAGUUACCUGAUUCAAUUUGCUCUUUGGAUAACUUGCAAACUCUAAAUCUUCAAGGAUGUAUGUGUCUUUCUAGACUUCCCGAAGGGAUUGGAAAUUUGCAUCACUUAAGCAAGAUUGAUUUAAGUAGUAGCAAAGUUGAGGAGUUACCUGAUUCAAUUUGCUCUUUGGAUAACUUGCAAACUCUAAAUCUUCAAGUAUGUAAGUGUCUUUCAAGACUUCCUGAAGGGAUUGGAAAUUUACACAAGUUAAGGAAGAUUGAUUUACAUUGGAGCAAAGUUGAGGAGUUACCUGAUUCAAUUUGCUCUUUGGAUAACUUGGAAAUUCUAAAUCUCCAAGGAUGUGAGUGUCUUUCUAGACUUCCUGAAGGGAUUGGAAAUUUACACAAGUUAUGGAAGAUUGAUUUAAGUAGGACCAAAGUUGAGGAGUUACCUGAUUCAAUUUGCUCUUUGGAUAACUUGGAAAUUCUAAAUCUCCAAGGAUGUGAGUGUCUUUCUAGACUUCCUGAAGGGAUUGGAAAUUUACACAAGUUAAGGAAGAUUGAUUUAAGUAGAAGCAAAGUUGAGGAGUUACCUGAUUCAAUUUGCUCUUUGGAUAACUUGGAAUAUCUAAAUCUUCAAAGAUGUGAGUGUCUUUCAAGACUUCCUGAAGGGAUUGGAAAUUUACACAAGUUAAGGAAGAUUGAUUUAAGUAGGACCAAAGUUGAGGAGUUACCUGAUUCAAUUUGCUCUUUGGAUAACUUGGAAAUUCUAAAUCUCCAAGGAUGUGAGUGUCUUUCUAGACUUCCUGAAGGGAUUGGAAAUUUACACAAGUUAAGGAAGAUUGAUUUAAGUAGGACCAAAGUUGAGGAGUUACCUGAUUCAAUUUGCUCUUUGGAUAACUUGGAAAUUCUAAAUCUCCAAGGAUGUGAGUGUCUUUCUAGACUUCCUGAAGGGAUUGGAAAUUUACACAAGUUAAGGAAGAUUGAUUUAAGUAGGACCAAAGUUGAGGAGUUACCUGAUUCAAUUUGCUCUUUGGAUAACUUGGAAAUUCUAAAUCUCCAAGGAUGUGAGUGUCUUUCUAGACUUCCUGAAGGGAUUGGAAAUUUACACAAGUUAAGGAAGAUUGAUUUAAGUAGGACCAAAGUUGAGGAGUUACCUGAUUCAAUUUGCUCUUUGGAUAACUUGGAAAUUCUAAAUCUCCAAGGAUGUGAGUGUCUUUCUAGACUUCCUGAAGGGAUUGGAAAUUUACACAAGUUAAGGAAGAUUGAUUUAAGUAGGACCAAAGUUGAGGAGUUACCUGAUUCAAUUUGCUCUUUGGAUAACUUGGAAAUUCUAAAUCUCCAAGGAUGUGAGUGUCUUUCUAGACUUCCUGAAGGGAUUGGAAAUUUACACAAGUUAAGGAAGAUUGAUUUAAGUAGGACCAAAGUUGAGGAGUUACCUGAUUCAAUUUGCUCUUUGGAUAACUUGGAAAUUCUAAAUCUCCAAGGAUAUGAGUGUCUUUCUAGACUUCCUGAAGGGAUUGGAAAUUUACACAAGUUAAGGGAGAUUGAUUUAAGUAGAAGCAAAGUUGAGGAGUUACCUGAUUCAAUUUGCUCUUUGGAUAGUUUGGAAACUCUAGACCUUAAAGGAUGUGAGUGUCUUUCUAGACUUCCUGAAGGGAUUGGAAAUUUACACAAGUUAAGGAAGAUUGAUUUAAGUAGGACCAAAGUUGAGGAGUUACCUGAUUCAAUUUGCUCUUUGGAUAACUUGGAAAUUUUAAAUCUCCAAGGAUGUGAGUGUCUUUCUAGACUUCCUGAAGGGAUUGGAAAUUUACACAAGUUAAGGGAGAUUGAUUUAAGUUGGAGCAAACUUGAGGAGUUACCUGAUUCAAUUUGCUCUUUGGAUAGCUUGCAAACUCUAAAUCUUGAAGGAUGUGAGUGUCUUUCUAGACUUCCUGAAGGGAUUGGAAAUUUGCGUCACCUAAGCAAGAUUGAUUUAAGUUUGAGCAAACUUGAGGAGUUACCUGAUUCAAUUUGCUCUUUGGAUAGUUUGGAAACUCUAGACCUUAAAGGAUGUGAGUGUCUUUCUAGACUUCCUGAAGGGAUUGGAAAUUUGCGUCACCUAAGUGAGAUUGAUUUAAGUAGGACCAAAGUUGAGGAGUUACCUGAUUCAAUUUGCUCUUUGGAUAACUUGCAAAUUCUAAAUCUUCGAGGAUGUGAGUGUCUUUCUAGACUUCCCGAAGGGAUUGGAAAUUUGUGUUACCUAAUUGAGAUUGAUUUAAGUAGGAGCAAAGUUGAGGAGUUACCUGAUUCAAUUUGUUCUUUGGCUAACUUGAAAAUUCUAGACCUUGAAGGAUGUGAGUGUCUUUCAAGACUUCCUGAAGGGAUUGGAAAUUUACACAAGUUAAGGAAGAUUGAUUUAAGUAGGACCAAAGUUGAGGAGUUACCUGAUUCAAUUUGCUCUUUGGAUAGUUUGGAAACUCUAGACCUUAAAGGAUGUGAGUGUCUUUCUAGACUUCCUGAAGGGAUUGGAAAUUUGCGUCACCUAAGCAAGAUUGAUUUAAGUUUGAGCAAACUUGAGGAGUUACCUGAUUCAAUUUGCUCUUUGGAUAGUUUGGAAACUCUAGACCUUAAAGGAUGUGAGUGUCUUUCAAGACUUCCUGAAGGGAUUGGAAAUUUACAUCAGUUACGAUUGAUUGAUUUAAGAGGGUGUAAAGUAGAGUUGCCUGAUUCAAUUUACUCUUUGAGCAAGUUGAAAAUUCGAGUUGGGGAACUGGGCAGCGAUCUAUCUGAAUCUGAAUAUUGCAGCGAAUGAUCGAGAUAUGGAGGAAGCGUGAAAGCAAUGUAUGUUCUAUUUCUCAGGAGGCACUUAUAGCUAGCGCAUCAACAGAAUUGAAUUGAAGUAUCCAUUCUUCUAUUAUAUACAACUCUCACUCCAUCAUCACAGCACUUUGAGGGGGCAGCAAACACAACUGUCAUUGCCACUGCCACCAAACUCACACAUUAAUGGAGGCGCCGACGGUGCUGCUCGCUCUCUGCAUGCAUGCCCUCAUAAAUGGCAGCAGCUUAAAAGAAAUAGAGGGAGUAAAUCACAAGCUGGCAUGUCUCAACCACCAUCGUUGCAUGCAUUAAUUGAUGGCUCGGGAGAAGCAAGUACACACGUAUGUAAGGGCAACACCGUGUAAUGAAGUCCCUAGGCAAUUGGUGGAUACUGAUUCUGAACGGAAUGGAAGGUGUGCUUGAUUUGCGAAUAACGGACUCAGCACCAGGUGGUUAGUGACCUACUUCAACCCAACAUACCUCACACUUGAGCGUCCUAGUGGAACUGCAAUUAGAAUAACAAGAGAAGAUGUUGCCCCCACACCAAUGGGAAGAACAGAGAUAGUUGAAAGUCCAAGCCAGGGAUGUGAUGAACCCACAGAGCCAGAGCCACAAUCCACAACUCCUAACUGACCUAACAAGGGCAUAGGAGUGGAAGCCCCUAUUGGGCAGCAACACAUACAGUGUGAAUGAAUCUGAUUAUAGGACACCUUCUCCAUAAAGAUACAGAUCCCACAUCAGGAUAUGUUGAGUCGCACCAUUUGUAUUAGAAUGUCAAGACAGUGAAUAGUUGAAGAUGGAGGAAGUAAGCAGAGACUGUAUUGAUUAGAAUGAAUGAAUACUAAAUGCAGAGUGAGUACAGUCUAUAUAUGGGGACGGAAGGGAAGAAAGCUAACAGAAAAUUACAACGUGCACUGUGGAGAUGUCUACCAUCCCUACACCCGCACACGUUUGUCUUAUGGUCCAACGAGACCUUAACAUAAAUGAGGAAUUAUUUGCACAUAAUGGGAGGACCGCACUUUUGUCGGAUUUCAAUUCCUAUCUUUAUAGAAGUGCGAGUAGGUGUCAUUGAUGCAUGGUGUUGUGUCCUAGAGAAAAUGAAAAAGAGGGACAGCCCUAGUCGAUUUUUUGCUUCUACCUACACAACGCUCCACACAAUGGUUUCCCCCAACGCCACCCAAGACAAAAGGAUUGAGUGGUUCAUUGUUCAGUUGGAAGCAUAUCUCAGGCUUGCACCAAACUUGAACUAUGCAACUUUGGGCAUGUUCUUCUUGCAGAAACAGCUCUAAUGAUUUCCAGAGUAGGUCCCGAUUUUGUGCACCUUGAUUCUUAUGAAAAUUUGUAUUUUGAUCCCGAGAUUGUACUAUCGCAAAUUGGCCCAUGGAAGAAUUUCGUGGAGGUUGCCAUUGCGCUACAUUGACAAUUGCUAUCAACUAGUUCUCCAUAUGUGACUGACGGACUUCUCAUGAACCCCCAAAUUAUUGUUGUCAUAAUUGGAUACAAUUCAUCACCGGGUUGGAUGAUUAUGCUGACUACCAAAUCUUUUUCAGAGAUGGAGUUUUGGACCAAGGCUAGAUAGUCGGCAAUUGUUUUUAUAAAAUUAAAAUAUAUGAUGAGAAUGCCUAAUUAGCUGUAAAGUGUUCACAUGACAGACAUUUACCCCUAUGAGAAUGGGAUAGAGAGUUAAUGAACCAGCUAGUCUGAUAUGUAUAAACAAUUAUAAAUUGAGUUAUGUACAAAUGUAUAAUGGCUUCCUUCGGCUAAAACUCUCUAACGCCGUCGUCGUCGCGUUCCAGAAACCUGGGAGUCCAUAGCGAAGCAGACGAAGUUGGAGAAGAUGACCAGCGAACACUUCACUGGACAGAUUGGGAUGAGGAUAGUAGAAUUGGAUUGGUGUGGAUAACUAUCUGCUACAAGGUUGGUUAAAACAUACCACGAUUGGGGACACCGGGCCAAUCAUAUUCCUGACGGAAUAUUUCCGCGUUCCGAGGAUUUGGACUGGGAACAGUUGAUCGAGGAUCGGUGCUUCAUCCUCUACUGACCAGUAAUGGAUAACACUGUCAGAUUACAUGCGAGGAAGGAAGUCAGGGUAUGCAAACAUUUUGUUGGAAGCAUAUCUCAGGCUUGCACCAAUCUUGAACUAUGCAACCUUGGACAUGUUCUUCUUGCAGAAACGGCUCUAAUAAUUUCCAGAGUUGGUCCCUGCUUUUGUGCACCUUGGAUCUUAAGAAAAUUUGUAUUUUGAUUCCGAGAAUGUACUAUCGCAAAUUGGCCCAUGGAAAAAUCUUGUGGAGGUUGUCAUUGCGCUACAUCAGCAAUUGCUAUCAACUAGUUCUUCAUAUGUGACUGACUUCUCACGAACUCAUAUUCUUGUCAUAAUUAGAUGCAAUUCAUCACCGAGUCAGGUGAUUAUGUGUGGACAGAUGAGGAAUCUCGUGGAGGUUGUUUUUCCUUAUAGGUUCCUACUUGUGUUGGAUGAUGUGUGGACAGAUGAGGAAUCUCGCGGAGGUUGUUUUUCCUUAUAGGUUCCUACUUGUGUUGGAUGAUGUGUGGACAGAGGAGAAUGCAAAGUGGGCGCCAUUUAAGAACUGCCUCCUCAAUGUUGCACUCCCUGGGAGUAGAAUCUUGGUGACCUCAAGGAGUGAGAGAGUUGCAAAAAUGAUGGCAAGUGUGAGACAUGUUAUUAAGUUUUUUUUUUAUACAUACUGUAGUAUCAUUUCAGCAAAAUUAAAGUAUUAUUUUAAUUCAAUUACAAUUCUAUUUGAUAAUAUACUAAUAUGUAAAACAUGUUAUUUAGUUUCAUUUUGUACAUACUUCGGUUUCAUUUAAACACAACUAAAGUAUCUUUUCAAUUCAA